Cavenderia fasciculata is the source of this 108-nucleotide messenger RNA. RefSeq lists its product as uncharacterized. Lineage: Eukaryota; Evosea; Eumycetozoa; Acytosteliales; Cavenderiaceae. The transcript is spliced from 2 exons. The record is from RefSeq and is a predicted model, not a curated record. The coding region runs from base 1 to 108 and encodes 35 amino acids.
AUGAGUUGCCCACGAAAUUUCAUUCAAGAAGCUAUCGAAGAAGCUUGUUCUACCGAUCAAACCCACUUUUUACGUGUACUCGUUCCAAACACACUACUAUCAAUUUAA